CCAGUAUUUAACCACCUGCAUCCCUGGCUUCCCCGGUUCGACCAACCACCACCACCAUCCCCUCAGCCUAGAUCGAAUCCGUCGACCGUCGAGAGCGGCUAAGAAAAUUCCACCGCGCCCAUUGAUAUCCUUGAUAUUUCAAUUCUUCGCGCAACCGUCUCGGAAGGGUUCUUCAUCGUCGAUUGUGGAAGAGGUCCCAACAGGGAAACAAUUUUCCAUCAGAGAUGUCUUCCAGAUGUGUAAAAUAUCAGAGUGAAAGCGGCAUUUGCUUAAUACAAAUUUCCAUUCUUCUUGACAAAUUUGAGUAAAGUUUGUCACAACUUCUUCAGUGCAAGUGCCAUUGAAAUGGAAUGUGAUGUCGGUGAAAGCACUUCCCCAACUCAACCGAAAUGGAGAAAAGUUGCAUAUGGAGGAAUGCAACCUGGGUUUGAAGACAAUCACACCGACGAGUCGUUCCUUGAAGAUAUGGUUAUGAAUGCCAAUGUUGUCAAACGGAACAUGCUAAGGGUGAUGUUAGACUCAGUUUCCAUAUCCCAAUACCUAUGCAUUGUAGCUCUAGUGGUCAUUGUUUGGACCCUCACGCUUAGUUCGUCCAUAGAUGCAAAUUCUCUCUUGCUUCUUGACGUAAUCCUUCUUGGAUUAGGUUUCUUUGUUCUACUGUUAACUGCCGAAAUGCUCACAUUUAAUCUUCUUCUCAAUUACAUUCUCAAAUUCUCCUUUUUCAUAACUGGUUUAUACGUUUUGUCUCCUAUCUACCACACACUUACCCGGUCUAUAAGCUCAGACUCCAUAUGGGCACUAACGGUUUCACUAAUCACUCUCCAUCUCUUCCUCCAUGACUACUCUGGGUGUACUGUAAAAGCUCCAGGGGCUCCAGAACGUCCAUCAUUUAUGAGCAAUAUCUCAUUAAAUGCUUCUAUCGUUGCCUCUCUUUUGAUAGCUUCUCGUCUUCCGUCGAGGCUUCAUGUUUUUGCCAUUGUGCUGUUCUCCUUGCAAGUUUUCCUCUUUGCUCCCCUGGUUGUCUAUUGUAUCAAGAAAUAUUCAUUUCCAUUUCACCUUGUGUUCUCAGUAGGGUUGAUGGCUGUCACUUUGGCUUUUGCUUACAGGUUGCAUAGACUGGUUUUUGUGCUAUUGUUGAGUUUGUUUGUUUUUGUCAAUAUGGUCUGUCCUUAUUGGCUUAUAAGGAUACAGGAGUACAAGUUUGAGAUCAAUGGUCCUUGGGAUGAAGCAAAGCUCUGUUUUAACAUAACAGAGUGAGAAAAUUUCCCGCCUCGCUUCUUUUCUUCUUUCGUGUAGCUUACUAGCACUGCAAUUUAGCAAGAUUAGUCCUUGGUUGUCACUCUGUGGUUUGAAUGGAAUCCUACUGAAGAUUUUUGAAGAUUAAUGAGAAGUUCAGUUGCUCUUCA
Molecule: messenger RNA, 1406 nt
Organism: Rhododendron vialii
Lineage: Eukaryota; Viridiplantae; Streptophyta; Magnoliopsida; Ericales; Ericaceae
Product: phosphatidylinositol N-acetylglucosaminyltransferase subunit C-like
Exons: 2
Coding region: 346-1257 (303 amino acids)
Biological process (GO): GPI anchor biosynthetic process
Cellular component (GO): membrane; glycosylphosphatidylinositol-N-acetylglucosaminyltransferase (GPI-GnT) complex
Source: RefSeq, a predicted model, not a curated record